Messenger RNA from Lactuca virosa, 840 nucleotides. NCBI's taxonomy places the organism in Eukaryota, Viridiplantae, Streptophyta, Magnoliopsida, Asterales, Asteraceae. The record is from the annotation of a GenBank genome assembly.
AUGUCUAGCAAGGGCUGUUCAUCACCAUCGCCACCGAUUGUGAUACGAUCUGUGUGGGCCUAUAACCUAGAACCGGAAUUUCGCUUAAUUCAAUCCAUCAUCGACGAUUACCCUUACGUUUCAAUGGACACGGAGUUUCCGGGCGUCGUUGUUCGCCCAAACGCCGGUUACAACUACAUCUUUCAACAGACCCCUUCCGACCACUACCUCCUUCUCAAAUCUAAUGUUGAUGUCUUGAAACUUAUCCAGGUCGGUCUAACCCUCACCGAUGCGAACGGAAACCUCCCCGAUCUAGGCGAAACCGACUCCCAAACCCGUUUCAUAUGGGAGUUCAACUUCAAGGAUUUUGAUCCGUCACGGGAUCAGUACGCUUCUGACUCGAUCGAGCUGCUGAAGCGACAAGGGAUUGAUUUUCAGAAGAAUCACGACUACGGGAUAGACUCGGUCAAAUUCUCUGAGCUGAUGAUGUCGUCGGGGUUGGUCUGUAACGAGCUUGUGAGCUGGGUUACGUUUCACAGUGCUUACGAUUUCGGGUACUUGGUUAAGAUCUUGACUGGGCGAGGUUUACCCGAUGAAAUGACGUUGUUUAUGGAGCUUUUGAAAACUUUCUUUGGGGAUAAGGUGUAUGAUGUUAAGCACCUGAUGAGGUAUUGCGAAGGUCUUUAUGGUGGUUUGGAUCGGGUGGCUAAGACCCUCGAGGUGGAGAGGGCAGUCGGUAAAUCUCAUCAGGCCGGGUCAGAUAGCUUACUGACAUGGCACACCUUUCAGAAGAUUAGGGAUCUUUGCAGCGGUGGGCAUGAGAAAUAUGCUGGCGUUCUUUAUGGGUUAGAGGUUUUCUGA